Molecule: messenger RNA, 4295 nt
Organism: Styela clava
Lineage: Eukaryota; Metazoa; Chordata; Ascidiacea; Stolidobranchia; Styelidae
Source: RefSeq, a predicted model, not a curated record
UCUGUUUUUUUAGACAAAAUUUUAGUCUUUUAUUAAAUUUUAUAAGUUCAUUGUCGGACUUACAGUUUUUUUGCUUCUUGAAGAUAAAUUUAUAUAAAGUUUAAAGAUGUGUGGUAUUUUUGCUUACGUUAACCAUUGCACCCCUCGCCCAAGAAAACAUAUCUUACAGACAUUGGUCAAUGGAUUGAAAAGAUUGGAAUACAGAGGAUAUGAUUCUGCAGGUCUUGCUGUAGAUGGUGGGAAUAAUGCGACCCCGACUAUUGACACAAAGAAUAAUAACAAUCCCUCAGCGCAUAUUGUCAUGAUCAAGCAGAAAGGAAAAGUGAAAAACCUUGAUGAGAAGAUUUACAAAAAUCAAGAACUAGAUUUUGAAGUUGAGUUUGGAACUCACGUUGGUAUUGCACACACCCGUUGGGCAACUCAUGGCGUACCUAACGCUGUCAACAGUCACCCCCAGAGAUCUGACAAGGAUAAUGAAUUUGUCGUCGUGCACAAUGGAAUAAUGACAAACUAUAAGACAAUCAAGACAUUGCUGGAAGGGCACGGUUACGAGUUCGAGUCGGAAACCGAUACAGAAGUUGUCGCGAAACUGAUCAAAUAUCUUUGGGAUAACAAAGAAAAUGAUGAUGUCAGCUUUAGUACACUGGUAGAAAGGGUGAUUCAGCAAAUUGAAGGAGCAUUUGCGUUUGUGUUCAAGAGCAGACAUUACCCAGGACAGUGUAUUGCUACAAGACGAGGUAGUCCUCUUCUCAUUGGGAUUCGAAGUGAAUCAAAAAUAACGACAGACUCCAUUCCUAUCUACUACAGCAGUGCAAUGAAACCGACAUUGGAAAGAACAGAAAGCAGAUCUGAAGUCGUAACUCAAGAUGCAGAAGGAGGAAUUGAGUUUUAUUUUGCUUCAGAUGCAAGUGCAAUCAUUGAGCAUACAAACAGAGUCAUUUACUUGGAAGAUGAUGAUGUGGCAGCAGUGGUAAAAGGAGGUCUUUCUAUUCACCGUAUAAAACGUGGAAAUGUGAACGAGAGUGGCGCGCGAGUAAUCACUUCAUUGCAGAUGGAAAUGGCUCAAAUCAUGAAAGGAGAAUUCAGCUCUUUCAUGCAAAAGGAAAUCUUUGAGCAGCCAGAAUCUGUCGUAAAUACCAUGAGAGGACGAGUAUUGUGGGAUGAGAGGCGCAUCCAUCUUGGAGGAUUGGCUGACCAUAUUACAGAGAUAAGACGAUGCAGAAGAAUUAUUAUCAUUGCUUGCGGGACCAGCUAUCAUUCUGCUAUUGCUACUCGUCAACUUCUUGAAGAAUUGACAGAACUUCCGGUCAUGGUUGAAUUGGCAAGUGAUUUCCUUGACAGAAGCACUCCUAUAUUCAGAGAUGACGUCUGCUUUUUCAUCAGCCAAUCCGGCGAGACCGCAGACACUCUGAUGGCAUUACAAUACUGCAAGAACCACGGUGCAUUGACUGUUGGCGUUACAAAUACCGUUGGCAGCACAAUUUCACGCAUGACUGACUGUGGUGUUCAUAUCAAUGCUGGACCUGAGAUUGGAGUGGCUUCUACAAAGGCAUACACCAGUCAAUUUGUUGCCUUGGUGAUGUUCGCCAUGAUGAUGUGUGAGGAUCGUUACUCCAAACGACAGAGAUACGACGAGAUAUUCGAUGCUCUGAAAGCGUUACCUGAUUUGAUCAAAGAAGUUCUGUCUCUUGACCAAGAAAUCGUGAAUCUGUCUGAGCAACUGCACAAGCACAAGUCAUUAUUGGUGAUGGGUAGAGGAUAUAAUUUUGCUACGUGCUUAGAAGGGGCUUUGAAAAUCAAAGAGAUCACAUACAUGCACAGCGAAGGAAUUAUGGCCGGGGAGUUGAAGCAUGGACCCCUUGCAUUGGUUGACAGUGAUAUGCCUGUGUUGAUGAUUAUCGUCAAGGAUCAAGUCUUUGGGAAAUGCCAGAACGCUUUACAGCAAGUGGUUGCAAGACAUGGUCGACCAAUCAUAAUCUGUGACAAGGAAGACCAAGAGUCGCCAAAGUGUGCUUCCCAUGUUUUAAGAAUACCUCAAACGGUAGAUUGCUUGCAAGGAAUAUUAACAGUCAUUCCUCUGCAGCUGCUUUCAUAUCAUAUGGCGGUUAUGAAGGGCCUUGAUGUCGACUUCCCCAGAAAUUUGGCCAAAUCUGUUACAGUUGAGUGAAUAAGAAAAAUGAAGCAAAUGAAUACAACGUAUAUAUUUUUGAAGCACAUUGCGAAAUAUCUGCUCCGAGACUUGUAGAAAACGUGCAGCAGAUUUAGUAAAACGCUCUUAUACAUAAGAUGCAGUCUUGUUGUUUUUCUCAUAUUUUAUAUAUAAAUAGAAAUAUAUUCUUACGUUUAUUUUAUCCAGUGUACAAUUUAGAUUAAUACUGACCCCUUACAUUACCCCAUGGGCCUUAUUCGGUAACCACCAUUCUGGAAAAGCCCAGUUCAUGCAAAAGUGCACACUCAUUUUUUCUGCAUGGGAUAUAUUUUGAUCAAUUCUGUUUUUUAUAUUCUUGUGCAGUAAUUCCCAGCUUUUUAAUGCAUUCCUAUUUCUGCUUAUUACUUAGGCUGUUUCUUUUAUACCCCAAAUAAAAGAGAUAUUAAAAGUGUGCACGUUCAGAAAUUUAUAUUCCAUUUCAUACAAAAGUGCUCACUUCAUCAAAAACAAACUUUUAAUUUUUCUGUGUAGGAUGUAUUUUCAUGAUUUGUACUUGAAAAUAUACCUUUGCCAGACUUCGGGCAGAAUAUUUCUAGAGUAUUGAGCUAUACUUAUCAUUCGUAUGCGACAAGAUUAUUCCGCAAAUAUUUGUGACCAAAUUAUAUACCUAUAUAUUAAAUCUUGCUGAUCUUGCUGUUUUGUAUUUAUUUAUUCUUAUAUAGAGCGAUGGGAUUUAUGACAAGCAAAUUUUACACGGCAGUAUUGGGGAAGCGUGAGUCCGAGGCAUUUGCUCGUCUGGCCCACCUCCUCUUCUAGAAAUGUAUCUUUGAACUUGAAACGCUUUUUAUUCUUUCAAGACUCCUAAAAUUCAAUAUUUUUCAAUCUCCGACCGCUUGCUGUUUCGGUCUAACUUGACAUUCUAAAUAUCAGAACUUCUCUUGAAUCCCAGUUAUUUACGAGGUGACUGAAGCUACUUCAAGUUCCUUAAAAAUAAUAAAACUAAAAAAUUUUAUAAACAUGGAUUAAAAUAUAACGAACCUGCCACUUCGAGUUCCUUAAAAAUAAUAAAAGUAAAAACUUUUUCAUAAACAUGGAUUAAAAUAUAACGAACCUGCUAAGAUAAAUUGAGAACUGACUUCGUAUCAAAAUUAAAAUUGUAACAUGACUACAUGGACACCCUGUAUUUUUGUCCUCGGGUGUUCAUUUAACAACUUUUUAUCAAAAUAAUAGCGUUGCUACCAUAACCGAGCCUAUACCUACCUAUUGGUAAAUGUAAAUUUUUAUAUAUUUGUUAGUUGUAGUUUUAUGCAGUUGUUACAUAUUCAGUAAUUGCACUUUAUUGGUUUGGUUUAUCGUUGUAUAUAUUUCAAAAUAGGGAGGCGCUCCCGAAGUAUGUGGACCAAGAUGGCGCACAGCCUAAAUCCUAACCUGGUACACAUACCAUGUACAGGUUGUGUGCCAUCUUGGUGCACAUACUUCAGGAACUCCAAAUAGGAGAGUGGGAGGACGGGUCAUUUUUGACAACAGCUGUGUGGCCACACCCAAAUGAAUGUGAGAAAACGUACCAUACCCCCAACUACAUUCUUUUUUUGGCGACUUGAGCUUUUCCCCGCAAUCACAAAGCCUAAUAUUUAAUUAGGGCUGUGCAUUUUUGAAUUAAUUUCAGUCGAUUUGAAAAUUGAAUCUAGAACGCUUGGAAGUUAUAUAAUUGUAUGCGAUAUUUUUAUUUUACUGGAUCCUCCAGGCAAAUAAGUUACUGAAAACAUCACUCUGCUUAUUCAUUCAGCGAUCACACACAAUAAAAAACAUGCUUCAUCAACAACUUAAUAGAAAGAAAAGAGUCUUAUAUCAAGAUUGCAUUGCCAAAAAAAUUUGCCUUGAAAAAUAUUGAGGAUUUCACCUCUGCCUUUGGCGAAAAAAAUAUGGCGGCAAUUCAAAAUUUUCCUCUAACGCGAUUAAAAUAAUUUACUAUACGAUUCGAAAGGCCCAUCUAUAUAUAUAUAUAUAAGUUAUCCAUUUUCAUUUCAGUUUUGUAUUCAAAGUAAGACGAUGAAAUUUUGGUGCUCAUACUCUUGUAAUAUUGUUUAGGUACUUUCCGCUUUUUAUUUUGCUUUCAUAUGUAAUAUAAUUAUAUUUAGAGGAGUCA